This is a messenger RNA of Triticum dicoccoides, 2764 nucleotides long. RefSeq names its product non-structural maintenance of chromosomes element 4 homolog A-like. NCBI's taxonomy places the organism in Eukaryota, Viridiplantae, Streptophyta, Magnoliopsida, Poales, Poaceae. Gene Ontology annotation, cellular component: nucleus; Smc5-Smc6 complex. The coding region runs from base 1338 to 2435 and encodes 365 amino acids. The transcript has 7 exons. The record is from RefSeq and is a predicted model, not a curated record. Gene Ontology annotation, biological process: DNA repair.
ACUUGUCUCAUGGGCCAGUGCAAACCAUCCUUAUCCUUAUCUUCUUUCUCCCAUCCUUUCCUUUCUCGAGCUCUCUUCACCGCUGAUUAUAUCUCUCGCUGGCGAGGGGUUUCCCCAAGCUUUGCAGCACGCUACCAUGGAUCCGCCUCUUGCAAGCUCUGCUACGCAACUAGUACCACCUUCCCCCCAAGUGAACCCGAGAAGAGAGCUCCGCCGCUGUGAGACGGGGCGCCCGCUGCUGUGACGGCGGACGAGGUGCUUCGACGCUCGACGGCAAUGAUGCUGCGAAAGUCUGCGGCGGGGAUUGCUCCGAGUCCAUCGGAGUUGCUACAACACUGGCGUUGCUGCGAGCCGCUGCUGUGAUUUGGCGCCGGCCGGCAAUGCUUGUAGGGGUCACCGAUCCGCAAGAGGUGCCCGUCGUCACGGGGGGCUACCGGUUAUGCUGCAACCACUUGUGAGGUCGUUGGAGCUGCUACAAGCAGUGUUGCGAUGGGUGGCAUCGCUGGAGGUGGUGUGGCGAGGAGCCGGGGAUGUCGGUGUGCCGCACGUAGAUGUUGUGACGGCUCCGCCGUGCUGAGACGACAUCUCGGCUGCGGCGAUGUUGCUGCGACGGCGGCUCAACUGCUGCGACUGAUACUGUGACGGUGGCUCGAGCUGCUCCGGCGGUGCUGCGACGACGGCUCGGGCUGCUCCGGCGAUGCUGCGACGGCUUGCGCCGUGCUUCGAGCCGGUGCUGCAACGGCGCCACCAUGCUAUGAGCCGGUACCGUGAGUGUGCCAGAGUUGUUGCCGGCGUUCUGCGUGCGAUGCCACCUAAGUUUGCUACGCAGGCGAGGAUGUGCGUGCGGCGUUCUGCGAUGAGAAGAAAGAAAAGAGUAGUCAUGUUACGUUGACUUCCAUCGAAUGGGUAGGGCGUGCAGAUCGUAUGGUUCAGAAGGCGGAUGCCGUACGUGCAACCAAGCUUAGUAGUGUCUCAAAAGAAAAAGAUCUUCCGCACCUCCACGGCCUCUCACCGUCUCGCCCCGUCACUGCCGGGUGGGCCCAUUCAACCCGCGCUCCUAGCCGCUGGCUGGGAAUUUUUACACGCCGCGGGGUCGGGACUGAACCGGCGGCCGCAAAAUCAAAAACUUCGUGCGCACCGCACACCACCCGCGACCGCGGAGGCGGAGCUUUCAAAUCCCCCGCCUCUGCUUCUUAUUCCCUCCCCGUCUCCAAAUUUUCGGCGAAAUUUUCCAUUCCCCCACCCGCCCUUCACUUCCCUUCACCCGUCGCUCUCAGCCCCGCAGCGCUAGCUAGGGUUGGGAUCGAUUUGGGGCCUAGGGUUAGGUCAGUUUCCCCAUGGCGGCGGCGGCGGCGGCGGAGGGGUCCGGGGCAGAGGGCCGCGGCGAGGCCGCCGGCGGCGGCAGGCGGCAGCAGCAGCAGGGGCUGGCGGAGCGCCGGAUGCUCCGGUCCCAGUACCACGCCAUGAAGACCCUCAUCAACGAGGAGAGGGAUGACAUGGCGAAGGAGGACUCCGACAAGUUCGCCUCCAUCAUCACGCAGGUGGAGAGCUUGCACGAGCAAGUGCAGAGACCCAGGGAGCAAGUAGCGGAUGCAGAGGCUCUGCUAGAUAUUACAACCACGCUGGUAAAAUCCGUGAGGUCCCAGUCAAGUGAAGGAAUCACACCUUCUGAUUUCGUAACAGCAUUGCUGAAGAAAUUUGGGCAGCAAGCAACCCUUGAUUCCGAGCCUGUCUCGUUGCGCUGGGCUGAUGUUGGGCUUUCUGCUUCACAUGUCUUCAGGGCUGCGCCUGGAUGCUGCACCAUGCUUGGACCCAUGGAUACAGAAGUAAAGCAGCGGAAGCUUUCAGUUGUUAGUAGAAAAAGAAGUGCCAGGCCAACUGAAAAUACUUGUCCUGAAGAGCUUGCUGAUUCUUCUGAGGGAGCAAAGACAGACACUGACCGGAAUGUGACUGUUGUAUUUGAUAUCCUGAGGAAAAAUAAGCGUGCGAGGCUGGAGACCCUUGUUUUGAACAGACAAUCAUUUGCCCAAACGGUUGAGAAUGUUUUUGCAUUGUCUUUCCUAGUUAAAGAUGGCAGGGUGGCAAUAAACAUUGAUGACAAUGGGCACCAUAUAGUCUAUCCACGAAAUGCACCUGCUGCUAGUGCCAUAGCGUCAGGAGAAGUGUCCUACAGCCAUUUUGUUUUCAGAUAUGAUUACAGAGAUUGGAAGCUUAUGAAAGAAGUCGUUCCUGAAGGGCAAGAACUGAUGCCGCACAGGACCGCGCACAGCCUCUCUUCUGAAGAGCGAGAACAGCUGGAGCCGUGUGCGCAACGAACACCGAUAAGGAAACUUUGCCGGAACCGGGGUUUGGUUCUUCAGGAGCAGAUGGUUGUUGCAGAGACACCCGAGGAGGACAGAAGCUCCAAACGCAAGCGUCUAUUCAUAGAUCAGUAGUGAUCAUGCCUGCUUGAAAUGCCUUGUGCCGCGGUCUACGCUGUGUCUGUAUGUAGGAGGUAUUUGCCUGAUUAACGUACCCAUUGUAGAACAAGGUGUGCCAUAGCACCGCUUGUGCUAGUUCUUACCUUGAGACGAGAUUCCUCCGGGAGAGGAAAGAGGGCAAUAGAAAUGUAAGCUCAAUAGAAAUGCUACUGUAGUUCUUUAGAUCAGUCGGCUUAAAUAAUGUUCUUGGAAUCGGACUUGUAUAAUGUCGCUCAGAGUAAUAUGCUUGUGCUGAUAGAGAAAAAGAAAAGGUUUGCUUCUAGCUGAGCCAAAGUUCCUAUUCA